AUGACCGGGGCUCCUGCGCUGCUCCUGCUGCUCGCCCUGGGGCUCUGCUGUCCUGAGAUCCUUGGUCAGUGGUAUGAGCUGAAGGUUCACAGCAUCACGCAGCCCCGGAUGGGACAGCGACUGAACCUGCAGUGUCAGAGCAGCAACAAGGACAGUGGCGUAUUCUGGAUCCACCAGGACAAGGCUGGGACCCUUCGCUUCAUCGUCUUCAUCUCUUCCCUUUCCCGGACCACCUUUGUGGGGAACAUGAGGACAUCCAUACGCUUUGUGGCAGGGAAAGACAGCAUGUUCUACUGGUUGGUAGUGAAGUCCUUCAUGCCACAGGACGAGGGGAACUAUUACUGCCUCAUCAACAGCAACCAAGUGCUGUACUUCAGCCCUGGCCGGUCUGUCUUCCUUCCAGUCACCACCACAGUGGCACCCACCACCCCAGCACCCACUGUCCAGAAUGGCACCACCAAAAGGGACCCCUGCCUGAAAAGCCCGGAUCCAGAGACCAGCAAGAAGAAAGAGCUGGAUUUCUUAUGUGACAUCUUCAUCUGGGUUCCCUUGACAGUCGCCUGCUUCCUGCUCCUCGUCGCCCUGACAGUCACCAUCAUGCUGUGCCAACAAACCAGGAGACGAAGAUGCCGAUGUAAAAGACCUGUGAAUGAGAAGCCCAAUGUGAAACGUGGCACACCAGGACCACAUGUGUAA
This is a messenger RNA of Nestor notabilis (Kea), 696 nucleotides long. It is a transcript of the gene CD8A, whose product is annotated as CD8a molecule. NCBI's taxonomy places the organism in Eukaryota, Metazoa, Chordata, Aves, Psittaciformes, Psittacidae. The record is from RefSeq and is a predicted model, not a curated record. Bases 1 to 696 code for a protein of 231 amino acids. The transcript is spliced from 6 exons.